This is a messenger RNA of Labrus mixtus (cuckoo wrasse), 1148 nucleotides long. It is a transcript of the gene hyi, whose product is annotated as hydroxypyruvate isomerase. Gene Ontology annotation, biological process: glyoxylate metabolic process. The transcript has 8 exons. Gene Ontology annotation, molecular function: hydroxypyruvate isomerase activity. The record is from RefSeq and is a predicted model, not a curated record. Lineage: Eukaryota; Metazoa; Chordata; Actinopteri; Labriformes; Labridae. The coding region runs from base 79 to 888 and encodes 269 amino acids.
UUGACUCGUGUUCCGCAUUGCUGUGAGGACCAAAGUACAGACGAGCUGCACGCAGGGUCGUCGGCUUGUAGCUCAGAGAUGUCUUCGCUUAAGUUCUGUGCGAAUAUUUCCUGGCUGUUCACGGAGCUUCCAGACUUUAGUCAGCGGAUCUAUGCGGCCGCCUCGGCUGGCUUUCAAGCCGUGGAGGCAGCCUGGCUCUACGAGUGUGACCUGAAGGAGCUGCAGAAUGCCAGAGGUGCUACAGGUGUUGAGGUGAUUCUUAUCAACACCCCGCCGGGAGAUGUUAAGUCUGGUGAUCUUGGUCUUGGAGCAGUACCAGGACGAGAGAAAGAAUUCAGAGAGGGUCUGGACCUGGCUUUAAAGUAUGCCAAAGCUUUGGAAUGCAAAAGGAUCCACUUGAUGGCUGGGAGGAUUCCUUCAGGCUCCAACAGAGCACUGGUUGCCAAGGACAUGGAAGCUGUUUUUGUACAGAACCUGACCUACGCUGCUGAUGUCCUCUCAAAGGAAGGAAUCUGUGGUAUGAUUGAACCAAUCAACACAAGAGUGACUGAUCCCAGGUAUUUUCUGGACUCUCCUCAUCAGGCUGCUGCAAUACUGGAGAAGGUUGGGAAGCCAAAUAUCAAGCUGCAGAUGGACAUCUUUCACUGGCAAAUAAUGGAUGGAAACCUCACACAAAACAUUGAAAAGUAUUUCCCAAUAAUCGGUCAUGUGCAGAUUGCUCAGGUUCCAGGCAGGAACGAGCCUGACACUGCUGGAGAGCUGAACUACAGUUACCUGUUCAACACAUUAAAACAACACGGCUACCAGGGAUAUAUUGGCUGUGAAUACAAACCAUCAGGCUCAACAAAGGAGGGUCUGGGCUGGAUCAAAGAUUACUGCUCAAAGUGAUGAGCACACGUGUGGUGUCCCGCUACAGAGGGGUGUCCUGUGUGCUGCCUGCAGGCCUGUCAUACUUUUUAACUUUGCUACACUAUUUUUUUACGGAAGAGGAUUAGGGCCACUGAAAUGAGUUUUCUGGGGGUUCUGAUUUUAUUUUAGGAUUCUGACUUUAAUCUCAGAAUUCUGAGAACAUUUUUGUAUUAAAUUGCACUUUGUAGUUGUGUCCUCUCUCUUUAAUAUGAAUAAAGUUUUUACUUGUUCGACAGGAA